CAGCUCCCAGGAAGUGCUGUGACAUGUCUCUACAUUUGGUAUCCUCUGUCAGCAACGCCAACCUCCUCCAUUCUGGAUUCUCUCUACUGAGAAUCGACGGUGAUGUGUUUUUGUUUGGCCAGAAAGGAUGGCCUAAGCGAUCCUGUCCCACUGGAGUCUUCAGCAUCCAUUUUAAAAAUGGAGAGCUGAAAUUGCGCCCCAUUUCCUUUUCAAAUGGGUCCUGUUAUCUGCCUCCACUAAGAUACCCAGCCAUAACUCAAAUGGAACCCGAGUCUAGCAAGAAAGAAAAAUAUCUCAUUCAUGGUGGUAGGACGCCCAACAAUGAGCUCUCUAGUCGUCUAUACAUCAUCUCUCAAGAGAGCAGAGGUUGUAACAAGAAGGUGAUACUCCAGUGCAUCGAAAAAGAGUUGGUGGGCGAGGUUCCAGAAUCUCGUUAUGGUCACACAGUCAAUAUUGUGCACAGUCAUGGGAAAACAGCUUGUUUGCUUUUCGGUGGGCGAUCAUACGUCCCUCCAGGACAAAGGACAACUGAAAACUGGAACAGCAUUGUAGACUGUCCUCCUUUAGUCUUUCUAAUCGACUUAGAAUUUGGUUGCUGCAGCUCGUAUACCUUGCCUCAGCUAACCGAUGGUCAGUCAUUUCAUGUCUCCCUGUCUAGGAAAGACUGCGUAUAUGUUCUUGGUGGUCAUACGCUAGCAAGCGACUCUCGACCUCCCAGGCUUUUCAAGUUGCGUGUUGAACUCCUUCUGGGGAGACCAGUCAUCAGCUGCGAGGUUCUCACUGGUGGCAUCUCACUCUCCAGUGCCAUUGUGACUCAAGUGGGCCCAGAAUCUGAAUUUGUCAUCAUGGGUGGGUAUGAAUCCGACAGUAAGAAGCGUCUGGAAUGCAACACGGUCAUUCUGGACGAGAGUGGAAUACACCUCACUUCGAGAGAAUCGCCGGAUUGGACCAGUGAGAUACGGCAGAGCAAGACUUGGUUUGGGGGAAGUAUGGCGGAAGGCUCAGUAAUCUUGGGCGUCCCCGCUGAAGGAAGACAACUUUUAUCUGAAUCAAACUAUUUUUAUUUGGUCAAAUUCCGCCAAGAAGAAGAUCCCUUGCAGAACUGUAGUCAAGAAUCCACCGACCAAGAGCAAGAAGACACAGCUCAGUUAGAAGACUCUGAGGAGUUGUAUUUCAGCCGGGAACCUCAUGAAAUCGAAGACAAUGGCGUGGAUGAUGACACCUACAAUGAGGACGAUGAGGAAGACGAGUCUCAGACAGGGUAUUGGAUCAAGUGUUGUCUGGGGUGUGAGAUUGAUGUAAACACCUGGGUUCCUUACUAUUCCACUGAGUUGAACAAGCCUGCCAUGAUUUUUUGCUCCAGUGGUGAAGGAGGCCAUUGGGUUCACGCCCAGUGUAUGGAUCUGUCAGAAAUUGUGCUUGUCCGCCUUUCUCAGGAGAAUACCAAGUACUUUUGUAUGGAUCACAUGGACAUUGUCAAAGGGCUACAGACACCACCACGGAAGCUGCCACCACUAAAAUCUCCACUCAUGAAGAUGAAGAAUCGAAAAGUGCCUAUUAAAAUGAAGAUGACACCAACAAAGAAGUCCUUUCUCAGAAGACUAUUUGAUUGAGC
Molecule: messenger RNA, 1615 nt
Organism: Erpetoichthys calabaricus (reedfish)
Lineage: Eukaryota; Metazoa; Chordata; Cladistia; Polypteriformes; Polypteridae
Gene: rag2
Product: recombination activating gene 2
Exons: 1
Coding region: 24-1613 (529 amino acids)
Biological process (GO): V(D)J recombination
Cellular component (GO): DNA recombinase complex; nucleus
Molecular function (GO): protein binding; sequence-specific DNA binding
Source: RefSeq, a predicted model, not a curated record